Thalassophryne amazonica is the source of this 1054-nucleotide messenger RNA. RefSeq names its product OCIA domain containing 2 (gene ociad2). Gene Ontology annotation, cellular component: mitochondrial inner membrane. The transcript has 7 exons. NCBI's taxonomy places the organism in Eukaryota, Metazoa, Chordata, Actinopteri, Batrachoidiformes, Batrachoididae. The record is from RefSeq and is a predicted model, not a curated record. The coding region runs from base 346 to 822 and encodes 158 amino acids.
GUGUGAAGACUUGACAUUUAUUUUUUUAUGUGCUAUAGUAAACUGUUUCUUGAAGCAGAAAUGGAAGUAAUUUCAGGAUGAGGUAGAAGCAGGAAUGUCUGGAAACUGAUUAGGUCUGAAACAUUUUGAAUACACUAUUAUGUAAGCAGUCACAGAUGGAGUAUGAUGCAAUGGAGCUGCACUCCAUUAUUUCUGAAGUGAGGGUGGAGUUACUGAUGUCAUUAAAGGAGGAGCAGUUGGAAGUAGAUAGUCCAGGGACUGAGGAAGGAGAAGUUUGUCUAAGAAAGCUGCGUAUUCUAGGUGCACUAGUGAUUCUGGGAGUUGCAAGGCCAAAAAGUGAGAAUCAUGAGCACUGAGCAAACUAUACCAGAAGGAUCAGCUGCUGCUCCUGACCCCAAGGCAGUCAAAGGGGAGUGGAAGUGUCCCCUUGGUGAUCGACAUGUCCACAGAGACGAUGUGAGGAAGGUGUGGAAAGAAUGCCAGGAGGAAAGCUUCUGGUACAGAGCCCUUCCAUUGUCUGUGGGUAGUAUGGCUGUCACUGGGGGUCUCAUCUACAAUGGUGUCUGGCAGUCAUCAAAGCGGUUUGGUCCAUUUCCAAAACUAAUUGUGGCUGGGAUCCUUGGCUAUGCAGUAGGGAAAGCAUCUUACAUUGGAACCUGCAGAAGCAAGUUCCAGGAGCUUGGCCUUGGACCUGGACCAGGAUUUGGACCAUGGUCUGAAGGUCAAAAAUUUGGGCCAUUUGGAAAAAGAGCCUGCCAACAUGUGUGUGAAGAAUGCAAGAAAACACCUCAAGCUGCACCUACAGAGGAAAUCAAACGUUAGAGGUUGCUUGGAAUAUUGAAGCACUGCCAGCAGUGGAUGUCAGUUGCAUCUUGUCUAUUACAAUAAAUGUGCACUACCUGUCUAAUACAGCCUAAACGUUGUAACUGACGUGAUACAGAUAUUCAUGCAGUUGAGAUCAUGCACAGCAUCACCACUGGGUGGAGCUGCAAUCCUUUAUUCAAAGAGCAUAAUGUACUACAUUUUUUAUCAGUAAUACAGUGAAUACAAGAAA